Molecule: messenger RNA, 1215 nt
Organism: Aspergillus luchuensis
Lineage: Eukaryota; Fungi; Ascomycota; Eurotiomycetes; Eurotiales; Aspergillaceae
Gene: PDA1
Product: pyruvate dehydrogenase (acetyl-transferring) subunit E1 alpha
Exons: 4
Coding region: 1-1215 (404 amino acids)
Biological process (GO): pyruvate decarboxylation to acetyl-CoA
Cellular component (GO): intracellular membrane-bounded organelle
Molecular function (GO): pyruvate dehydrogenase (acetyl-transferring) activity
Source: RefSeq, a predicted model, not a curated record
AUGUUGUUCCGCGCUGCGGUCCGUCAGUCCGCGCCCUUGAGGCGUCAGGCCCUCACUCCUCUUGCUCGUCGCUCCGUCACCACCGACGCCGCUUCGUCGCAUGCUGAAAAUGUCCCCCAGGAGGAUGACAAGCCCUUCACUGUCCGCCUCUCCGACGAGAGCUUCGAGACCUACGAGAUCGACCCUCCCCCGUACACCCUGGAGAUCACCAAGAAGGAGCUCAAGCAGAUGUACUACGACAUGGUUUCGAUGAGACGUAUGGAGAUGGCCGCCGACCGUCUUUACAAGGAGAAGAAGAUCAGAGGUUUCUGCCACUUGUCUACCGGUCAGGAAGCCGUCGCCACCGGUAUCGAGCACGCUAUCACCCGCGACGACAAGGUCAUCACUGCCUACCGUUGCCACGGUUUCGCCAUGAUGCGUGGUGGUACCGUCCGCUCCAUCAUCGGUGAGCUGCUUGGUCGCCGUGAGGGUAUCGCCUACGGAAAGGGUGGUUCCAUGCACAUGUUCGCCCCCAACUUCUACGGUGGUAACGGUAUCGUCGGUGCUCAGGUCCCCGUCGGUGCUGGUCUCGCUUUCGCCCAGCAGUACAACGAGGAGCCCACCACCUCCAUCGUCCUCUACGGUGAUGGUGCCUCCAACCAGGGUCAGGUCUUCGAGGCCUUCAACAUGGCCAAGCUGUGGAACCUCCCCGUUCUGUUCGGUUGUGAGAACAACAAGUACGGUAUGGGUACCUCCGCCGCUCGUUCCUCCGCCUUGACCGAGUACUACAAGCGUGGUCAGUACAUCCCUGGUAUCAAGGUCAACGGCAUGGACGUCCUGGCCACCAAGGCCGCCGUCAAGUACGGUAAGGACUGGGCCGUGGCCGGCAACGGCCCCCUGGUCUACGAGUACGUCACCUACCGUUACGGUGGUCACUCCAUGUCCGACCCCGGUACCACCUACCGUAGCCGUGAGGAGAUCCAGCGCAUGCGCAGCACCAACGACCCCAUCGCCGGUCUCAAGCAGAAGAUCCUCGACUGGAACGUCUGCUCCGAGGACGAGCUCAAGUCCCUCGACAAGGCCGCCCGUGCCCACGUCGACGAGGAGGUCGCCAUCGCCGAGAAGAUGCCCCUUCCCGACAACACCCCCCGCAUUCUCUUCGAGGACAUCUACGUCCGUGGCUCCGAGCCCAAGUGGAUGCGUGGUCGCACUGUCGACGAGACCUUCUACUACUAG